AGGUUGUAAUGGCUGAACGAGUUGCACACCCUGGCCCUCGGGAUCGUUCUGUUUUAGUUAUGAUACCCGGUGAGCAUCGUGCCGAUCGUGUGUGGCACGAAUCAGCAUUUCGAGAUGACAAACUGAGGUGCCAUCACUAUUCGUCAUGUGCCUAUGUUGAUGAUGGUCCGCGUCAUCCUGGGGUGGUACGGUUGUUGAGAGCAUCUGGGUUUCACGGUGUCGAGAGAAUAGGACAAAUACAGUUAGAUUGGUCACUUCUGACUGCGUUAGUGGAGAGGUGGAGACCCGAGGUACACGCAUUUCAUUUGCCCUUUGGUGAGGUAGGAUUGACUUUACAGGAUGUGCAAGUGUUGUUGGGGUUGCCCAUUGACGGCAUACCACUCACUGGUCCCACGAUUACUGAUAAGGCAGCGUUGUUGCAGAUGUGUGCACAGUCUGCUGGUUUUAUACCAGAAGAUGAUGAUUUAAAUUCAGCUACCAUAAAAGUAACAAAUAUUCACCCCAUUCCAUUAACCGAUUGGAGCACUGAAUACGAGGUGACUCAACACACUAGGGCCCUCAUUUGGCAGUUGUUAGGUGGUUCAUUAUUCCCUACCACUAGUGGAAACAUGGCUAGUUGGUAUUUCUUGGAGUUGUUGCAGGGGAACUUAGUAGAUGUGCGCCGAUGGAGCUGGGGCUCAGCGGUCUUGGCCUAUCUGUAUCACACCAUGUGUAAGGCGGCCAAGGCCCAGGCUAAACAGAUUGGAGGAUGUUUAAUCCUUCUACAAAUCUGGGCAUGGGAGAGAUUGCCGAUGGUUCGGCCCCAAGGUCAUCUCCCACUUGACCAUAUAUUGGAUUUUCCGUAUGCUGUUAGGUAUUGUUUAAAUAAAUAAUACAUUAUCUAUGUUACUUUGAUUAUUGUAUUACAAGAUGCUAUUUAUGCUUUUAAUCUACGCUAUUUAUUUAUUUAUUUAUUUAUUUAUUAUAUUAUUGUUCAUGGAAACUAAAUCUAGGUGGGCGUGUCAACAUGAUUGGCAGCAAACAAACAGAUUUUCGUUACGGGUAUAUAGGGACCAACUAGAUCGGAUGACGGAAGAUGAGGUAUAAUUUGUUACUUGUACAAUUCAAUUUUACAUGAUUUUUAAUUUGUUACAUUCAAAUUCAAUAAAUUAAAUGAUAUAAAUAACUAUGUGUGCUUACUAAUUGGGAGAUAUUUUUCAGUUCGAAUGGACCCCCUAUCCGUUGAUGAACCUUCCAGCAUAUUGUCAUGAUGCGAACGAUUUGUAGGCUGCGGAGGUUCCAUUGAUUUAUACACGUUUUUCUGAGGCACACUAUCCUAGAAGGUUUUGUCGUCAAUUCAACGCAUAUCAGGAUCGACCCGCUCUGGUUGUUGCAGGGCAUCGUCACCACAAUAGUGGAUCACGUUUCAUGGUCGAGCUUGUUGAAGAAUGGGCAUUACGGUGGAACAAAAUAUUCCCACUUCAGUGGGUUGACGAAGGUCCUUUCAUUAGUGAUGAGUACCGCGAGUGGUACCGUAAUGUAGGAAAACGAUGGCUCACAAACCCGUGUGUUGAUCGUCCCACUCAGGGAUUCGUUCCUGCUCACCCACAAGCGGCUAUUGCGGUAACUAUUCGUUUUAAUUCGUAAUUCUAUUAAUAAAUAAUUUGAAACAAAUUAUAAAAACUGAUGCAUAUUUUAGAUUCAAUGUUUGGGUGAGAUAAUUCGCCGAUUACGAGUCAGAGAUGAUCCGGAUGACAUCAUUGCACACGGUGUAGAGUGUCUUACACGACUUGGUGCAGAAGAAGCGAUUGAUCAUGACAUCAUCACAUAUGAAGCUGCAGAUGUUGAUCCUCUCACUGCUCAUCGUCCCCCACGCCCUCAUCGUGGGAGGGGCGGUCCCACACGCGGAAGGCGAAUUGGCCGGGGUAACGUUCGGAUGGGGGAUGCUGGCACCCAUGAUGAUGCACAUCUGCAUUCUCAAUCCUCUCGUGCCAGUUCAUACCAUCCUCUCGUGGCACAUUCAAGCAUCACAAGUGAAGAGCACAAACCUCUGGAAAGUAAAGAAGUAUCAACCCCGCCAUAACUGCCUUCCGAAUUAUACAAGAGGCAGAAUCGACAAACUCCUUACAAGUAAGCUCAUCGCUUCUGAAAUUAGUUCCACGAUUCGCAUAAAACCAGAGUAUAGUAUUAAGUUGAUAAUGAAUGACAUACACCAAAAGUAUAACAUUCAUGUUGGAUAUAAGAAAGCGUGGUAUGCUCGUAUAUUAGCACUCGAGAAACGGUUUGGCAAUUGGGAGACAUCGUACAACGAUCUACCAAAAGUGUUACAAGCAAUGGCGUAUACUAACCCAGGGAGCAUAAUUGAUAUUCAAAGUGAUAACACCCAGACCCAAGGUACAUAUGAAUUUAAAUUUGCUUUUUGGUCAAUAAAAGCCGCCAUUGAUGGGUUCAAUCACUGCCUUCCGGUUGUGUCAAUUGAUGGAACUCACUUGUACGGAAAGUACAAGGGGCAUCUCCUAGUCGCGGUGGCAAUGAAUGCGAACCGUGAAAUCUACCCUCUAGCAUUUGGAGUGGUAGAUAGUGAGAAUGGUGCUAGUUGGACGUGGUUCUUACAGUUGCUUGUGACACACAUCAUACGGCCGCAUCGGAAUGUUUGCAUCAUCUCGGAUAGGCAUGCGGCUAUAGAUUAUGCAUUUCGGAAUGUGGAAGAAUUGGGAACACCUCGAUUUCAGAGACGUUACUGUCUUCGCCACAUUAGAAGCAACUUCAUGUCCCAAUUUAGAAGUAAACAACUAAUGAAGUUGUGUUGGCAAGCGGGAAGUACCCCGAUUGUAAGUGAGUUUAACCAUUUCAUGCAACAAAUUAGGGGUAUUAACGAGAGAGCAUUCAAGUAUUUAAAUGACAUUCCCCAAGAAAAGUGGGCACUUUGUUUUGAUGGUGGUUGUCGUUAUGGUAUUUUGACAACAAAUCUUUCGGAAAGUUUCAACAAUGCUCUCAAAGGAUGUAGGACAUUGCCAAUCACUGCCCUUGUACGAGCAACUUUUGACAAACUAGUCCAACUCUUCGCCCAACGUCGUAGUGCUGGUAUGAUGUGGCAGCAAGCUGGAUAUCAUUUUCCGGACAACAUUCGGAAAGAGAUUAUGGAGCGUUGGCACCAAAGACCUCACACUAUGGUUCUUCCACACAACCACUACACAGGAAUUUACUCAGUCGCCGUGGAUAAUGCAACACCUGUUACGGUGAAUCUAUCGAGACUUGUCUGUGAGUGCGGUUGUUGGAGGAUGAACGGCAUGCCAUGCGUCCAUGCGCAUGCUGUCUGCCAUUUUCUUAAGUGCCCUGUUGAUCAUCUUAUUCCAGAGGUAUACAAACUAAGUUCUUACAUAAAUGCACAUUCCAGUGAUAUCAUGCCAUUGCCGAAUCUGAAUGAGUGGCCACAAAAUGAGUUCAUUCUUCUGCCGCCUAAAUACUCUUCCAGAACUUCUCGAGUAGGACGCCGUCAAGAAACAAGAUUUCCAAAUGAGAUGGAUAUGCGUCCAAGACGCAGAGCACAACAUGAUUGAUUCACAUUUGUACUCUCUUAUGGUGUAUUAUUUCUUUUCUUUGUAGUUUGUUUUAAUGUUGUAACACUUUUAUUAGCCAUAUGUUUCAAAUGUACUUUUAAUAUGUUAUGAACUUUGUUAAAUUUUGAGUUUCAUAUGACUUAAUGGG
Cuscuta europaea is the source of this 3687-nucleotide messenger RNA. NCBI's taxonomy places the organism in Eukaryota, Viridiplantae, Streptophyta, Magnoliopsida, Solanales, Convolvulaceae. The record is from the annotation of a GenBank genome assembly.